This is a messenger RNA of Ochlerotatus camptorhynchus, 1491 nucleotides long. RefSeq names its product beta1,4-N-acetylgalactosaminyltransferase B (gene beta4GalNAcTB). Gene Ontology annotation, biological process: carbohydrate metabolic process; glycosphingolipid biosynthetic process. Gene Ontology annotation, molecular function: N-acetyl-beta-glucosaminyl-derivative 4-beta-N-acetylgalactosaminyltransferase activity; galactosyltransferase activity. Bases 450 to 1406 code for a protein of 318 amino acids. NCBI's taxonomy places the organism in Eukaryota, Metazoa, Arthropoda, Insecta, Diptera, Culicidae. Gene Ontology annotation, cellular component: Golgi apparatus. The transcript is spliced from 2 exons. The record is from RefSeq and is a predicted model, not a curated record.
AAAAAAUCUAGAGCACAAGCGGCCGUCACGUCGAGUCCUUGCGUGCCGUGGUUCUCCGAAACGAAAGAAGAAAAAAAAAUCAAUCACCGCACUCGUCAGUUCCCAAAUGUAGGACGAUGAAUUUUCGGACAACCGGCCACCUGGCAGACUCAACCUGAUCGGCUUCAGUUUCUCUUCAAGCUGUCCUCUCGGCUACCUACCUUCCUGCAUCGCAAUCGGAUAUAGGAAUCUCUUUUCCUGUGUGUCCUUUUUUUUUUUUUGUUAUUGUUGGUGCUGGAUCUACGUGGUGUCUGCCGUAUCUUUUCGAUCACUGGAACAUCGUCUAUCAGUGCGUAAGUGGCAGAGCAUUUCCGUCCCAUCUAUAGUUGUAAAACGCGCCCUGGUGCAGUACUUACAACAUCAAUUUGUGAUAUCGAGUGUAGUGUGGAAGAGCGAGUGAGUAAGAGAGCAUGAUUAAGUUCCGCAUCUCGUUGCGGCAGGUGUACGCGCUCACGGCCUAUUUCGUACUGCUGGUGUACCUCCUGUGGCCGGGUCGGUUUGCCAGCCGGUAUGAGUACAUAGAAGGCGACGAGAUCUACGAGCACCUGGUACGGAAGACGACAAAGAAUGUGAGUCUGAUGCGGAAUGGGAUCCGGUGUGAUUACAGUGAUGUGCUUGAAGAAAAUGUGUACCUUUACCGGAGGCCUUUCACCGAAGAGAUUAUCAACAAUAACGUUAGGCUGGGUGGCGAAUGGUACCCGGAGGAUUGUCUUCCCAGUUUCAGUACGGCAAUAAUUAUCCCGUACCGGCAACGCGAGAGCCAGCUCAACCAGUUCCUGAUCUACAUGCACAAUUAUUUGCGACGGCAGAGGAUUCACUAUAGGAUAUUCGUGAUCGACCAGUACGAUCCGAAGCCCUUCAACAGGGCCAAGCUGUUCAACAUCGGUGCGUUGAUAGCGAUGAAGCUGGACUAUCCGUGUCUGGUGCUGCACGAUGUAGAUCUGAUGCCAAUGCAGUUGGGCCAUCUGUAUGCGUGUUCCCAACAGCCGAGGCACAUGUGUUCCAGCUUGGAUGCAUUCCGGUACAAUCUCCCGUAUCGGGGACUGUUUGGCGGUGUGGUUGGGAUUCAAUCGCAUCAGUUUAUGAAGGUAAAUGGGAUGUCCAACAUGUUCAGCGGAUGGGGCGGAGAGGACGACGAUUUCUUCGCGAGGCUGAAGAACAAGGAAAUCGACAUUUGCCGAUUCAGUCCGGAGUACAGUCGAUAUACGAUGCUGAAGCAUCGUAAGGAGGAACCGAACAAGGACCGGAUUGCGUUUCUGAGGAACGGACACUUGCGGUACCAUUCGGACGGGUUGAACUCGCUGGUGUACAAAGAGGUGGGCUUUAAGCUGCACAAUUUGUUCACUCACGUUCUGGUGGAGACGUAAGCGGGGGCGGGAGGUUUGCGAUUGCGAAGAAGAUAUUGAGGUCCAUUGAGGUCCCAGCUGGGGUAGUGUUUCAGGUAGAAUUGUA